Linderina pennispora is the source of this 2052-nucleotide messenger RNA. RefSeq lists its product as uncharacterized. The record is from RefSeq and is a predicted model, not a curated record. The coding region runs from base 479 to 1786 and encodes 435 amino acids. NCBI's taxonomy places the organism in Eukaryota, Fungi, Kickxellomycota, Kickxellomycetes, Kickxellales, Kickxellaceae. The transcript is spliced from 3 exons.
CCGGAAUCGAUGGCAUUCGGCCGCUCUUCCUUAACUUUCAACAUUAUCUCGGCUAGGGUAUUGACAAAGCUGCAUUAGAGACAGCAUAAGAAGGCGCAAACAGGUCAAGUACGAUAUGCUUUACUUAUCAGCGAAUCAGGAGAUGUAGACUGCAAUUUGGGGCGUGAGUCUAUGAAUAUGUAGAGCAAGCAGAUUGUGUAUGGCCACACCAUAUUGUCAAUGCAGAUGUGGCGGCUACUCAAAUUCCUCCCCAUGCUAUCACUGCCAGCCCUGUAUAUGGGUGUACGCAACCUCACAGCUAUAGAUUUGAGCACAUGUGCAAUGAUCUUGGCUGUGGUUUGGUGGACAAUUCUAGCGAGACAUCUCUUUUCCUUCAUCGCAUACCCUCUAUCACUGGGAAAUAUCACUGCACCAGGGUAGACAAGAGAGCUGAUUGCAUUCACAAAAGUCUAAAAGCCUACAUACUAAUAUCGAUGCAAUGAAUGAGAUAACGCAGUGUGCCGAAAUAGGAGACGAGCGGGUGCCUAUGCAUGACGUAUUUUCCACAGGCCUGCACCAGCGCUACAUGUAUACGCAGUCGGAAUGCUCCAGCGGCCUCAGCACGAUCUCCUCACUCUCCCGCUACUCCCUGCCUUACAAGCUGAUGCACACGCAGCAUUUAGAGCUAGGUGACGUAAAGCAGGCGCUCUCAGUGUGCGCUUGUUUUGUCGUCACGGGCCUGGGUGCAGGGCUGCCGCUAGUCUACGGGCUUCUAGAGGACAACCUUGAGCUGCUGUUUGGAUUCCGAGAGCGCCCUCCAUGGGACUGGCAGCGGUCGCGCACUAGCAUCUUGAUUGGAGCAAUGCAGUUUGCCAGCUACUUUGCUGUUUGCCGAAUGGCCGUGUGGGCGCAAUGCCGGAUGGGCGUGCGUGUGAUGGUUGCGCUGGGCGCGCUAGCCACAGCUGCUAUGCAGAGCAAAUUCUGGCAGCUGUGUCUGGCGUAUAUGCUGGUAGGCGCAGGCACGUCAGUGAGCGCACAUGCAGCUGGUCGGCCACGGGUGGGUGCGGCAGGGGUUGGUGCAGCGGCCAUGGGUGUUUUGUGGCAGCAUUUGGCGGUGUAUACGUCGCCAGGAAGGGCACUGCGAUGGACAGCGCUGGCGUGCGCAGGCACGCAGGUGCUGAUGGUGCCAUUUCUGUUCGCACCUGUGUGGCCUGCCAGUAUCGAGGCACGGCCUAGUGACUGCGGGAAUGCACAGGCCCCCAGUGCGCUGCGAUUAUCUGUGGACUGGCGGCAGGCUGCUAGUCUUUUCGGCCUGCUCUUGCACAGCAUGAUGUAUCUGCUGCCAUUCGUGUUUCUUCCUGGCUAUGUCACCACCCAGCUCCCUGUUACACACCAUUUGUCGGCUGCGCUGCCGGUGUCUGUGAUUGGCCUGGGGAUGGCGGUCGGCGGAUGCAGCGCGCAGCCGUUGCGGACAUGGUCUGGCGUGCAGCCCAGCGUGGUGCGGUGCGGGGCGCGGCUGGGUCUGUCACUGGCGGUCUGGUGCCUGUGGCUGCCGGCGGGCAGCAGCUGGGGCAUGGUGUGCGGGUUCAGCGCCGUGUAUGGGCUGUGUCUGGGCGUGACAGGUGAUGCAUGUGUGCGGAAUACGUGGGCCAAUGUCGCGGUGGUGGCAGGCGUGGCGGUGGGGGUGCCGGUGGGCAGCUGGCUGUUUGUAGGCGUCGGCAGUGGCGUGUACUAUAUGCCACUGGUCACGUUCACUGCGGCUGGUCUGCUUUUGACGGCUGUGUGCGACGCGGUAAGCUCUGCGUGAGGCUGCUGCAGAAUACCAGCAUCCGAGUCAGGUGCUUUUCGAUAUAAUAUGUGACUCAGACAUCGCGCAGGCGCAUUUUGGAAAUAGCUGGCUCACGCUUGGGGCCGACGAAAAAAAUUUUAUUUCGAAGGACCGAUCUGGGCGUGCACCCAAACAUUUUCUGUUCCCUGUUCUUCUCUUUGUUUCCACUAAAAGCAUUGGCAGAUUUGCUCUAUUCUUAUUCCAAAAUGAGUACUCUUACAUUAGCGCAGAAAGGCUCGCCCCAC